This is a messenger RNA of Rotaria sp. Silwood1, 2055 nucleotides long. The record is from the annotation of a GenBank genome assembly. NCBI's taxonomy places the organism in Eukaryota, Metazoa, Rotifera, Eurotatoria, Philodinida, Philodinidae.
AUGGAAAGUAAUUCUCAAUUCUCGAACAUGAAUAAUAAUACUUCAACGACUGACGAAAAUAAACAAAAGAAAUUAUUGGACAAUCCUGUUGAACCAUUAGGUUUAACUCGUCCAACAAUGUUGCCUACGGGAACAAAUACAGAUGUCACUGUACGGUAUUCUGCCAUUGAUAAUAUUAGUAUGAGUCCAUCACCAUUAGAUACACGACCACGUCUAUUUCAAGCAGGCUCAUUGAUUGAUUCAAAAACUUAUGCACAAAUGUUAUCCGAAGUUUAUGCACCACCAAAUAUCAAGUGCAAAGAAGAGGAAGAAGAAUACAAUAGUGAAAAUUUGAAUAAUGUUACCGAUGAACAAUUAUUCGAUGAAGAAGUUCUCGAUCAGCAACGUGAACAGGAAAUUCAACGACUUACUCAAGUGAUUCGAACUGAUCAACCUAAAGAUGGCAAUGUAGCUGCUAAUAUUAUUAUGCAACAAUUAAAUGAUAUAUUAGAAACAACACGACCAACCAUAAACUGUGAUAAUAACGACCCCAUGGUGCCAAACCAAUUAGAAACAUCUUCCAUCAUUUCAACCGUGUCACAACAUCCUUAUCCACCUGUUAAUCAAACUGGUCUUGUUCAUGAUCAUGACCUUCCGUAUGCAGAUUAUGGCCACCUUAGUCGACAAACAAUAGCCGAAGAAUGUCAUUUUAACUUACAAGUACCAACAGGAACAGGAACAGCAACCAAUAAACCAACUGUUCGAUUGGAAGCAAAAUCAUUUGCUAUUACAACAUUUACAAAUGUAUCGAAAGAACUAGUUAUGAAUAAAAUUAAAGAAGAAUUUGGUAUUGAAAAUAUUCAAUAUAUUUGUAUUGGUGAAGAAAUAAGUGAAUUAAAUCAUCAGCGACAUUUACAUAUACAAAUUAUUUUCAAAGAAAAAAUUGAUCGAAGAAAACCAUUUCUUGAUGAUAUAACUGAAACACAUUGUAAUUAUCAAGUCACACAAAAUGAUUGUGCUUGGAAUGAAUACAUUAAGAAAGGUGGCAAUUGCAUUGAAUUUAAUGAAUUUAAAUCAACAAAAACACGUGGGGGACAAAAGUAUUGGCCACCCCAAACACCAUCAUCCUCUUCUUCACAUAUGGCUUCGAGUACAUCUGUACAUCCAACUACAAUUACUAUUAAUCAUCCAACUACUACUACUACUAUUACGACGACAACAACGACGACGACGGUAAGAGCACAAGCCGAAGAAAGACGCAAAACUAAAGAACUUAUUGCAAGACAAGCAAUUGAAUUAGCAAAAUCAAGCGUCCAUGAUGCAUUAAUAUUCAUGCGAGACAAUUCUAUUGCAACAGAAUUCGUUCGAUAUGCGACAUGGUAUAAAAAUUCAUUUACUCUAAUUUAUUCAUUAGAACUGUACGAAAAAGCGAAAAUGAAGAAAAAUCUCAAACCAAUAUAUGCGUGGCCAGAAUCAUUUCCUGAUUGUACAUCAGAAUUGCGUACGUAUAACCUUUAUCAAAAAAAGAAGCACAGAAAAAAAAUGACGUAUAACUACUCACAUUUUUCAUAUCUCCAAACUUUAGGUGAAGUCGUCAAUCGAUGGAUCCGAGAAGAACUUCAUCAUACUUCACGAGCUAAAUGCUUAAUCCUAAUUGGACCAACGGGCACCGGAAAAACAACAUUCGCUAAAUCCUUACCUGGUCAAUAUAAUUUUUUCAGUGGACGAUGGCUACUAGAUACUUGGAAUGAUUCGGCUUCCUAUUUAAUUUUUGAUGAUAUUGAUUGGGAUCGAUUUGAAGAAUUAGGAUUUCCUCUGAAAACACACUUAUUAACACAAAACGGUGUUACCAAUACUACCGACAAAUAUGAAAAAACAAUAGAAAUUGACGUCAAACAACCAGCAAUUGUUCUUCUCAAACCAGGUGCACCCGAAGGAGCAUUAGGACGUCAACCAAUCACAUACGAAGAUGAAUGUGCAGCAACAUUUUGGCAACAAAGAGCCAUUAUUUAUCGAAUGGGUCCCAAUGAAUUCUUUUAUAAACCAAUGGAUGUUCAAGAUGAUGUGAACAAUUAA